This is a messenger RNA of Protopolystoma xenopodis, 1304 nucleotides long. NCBI's taxonomy places the organism in Eukaryota, Metazoa, Platyhelminthes, Monogenea, Polystomatidea, Polystomatidae. The record is from the annotation of a GenBank genome assembly.
UCCUCUCAGCCUCUUCUCAUGCAUCCGGUGUCCACUCUCCCCCUUUGUCCUCAGUCGAACCAUCUUGCAGCCACCCCUACCUCACUGCGGAAAGCAGUCUUUUAAUAAGCCUGGCUGAGUGGGUCUGCCUCAUCACACAGUGGCUCGAGGCUGUUUGUAUUCCAGUAGCGAAUACAUUUAAGGGGAUUGGGCAACAUGCUUUGAUUCCGAGACCAAAAGACGCCUUUUCUCGUCUUUAUUUGCAGGAGAAAGUCGACGGCAACAUACUCGAACUCUCUUUGCCUGAUCAGCGAGCUCAACAACGGCUUAUCCGCCGUAUUCUCCGGCGAGCCGAAGUCAGUCUUUGCUUCAGGUAUGCUGGCAUAUCGGAGACAAGGCUUUUUGGCAUGAGCGGGAGAGCAGAUGAAACUGGCAGUGGGGAAAUUUCUGAGCAAAGCGAAGAAGUAGAUGACGAAGAUGACGAAGACGAAGAAGAUAAUGAAGACGAGGAAGAGCAGGAAGAGGGACAAGAUAUGGAAGAAUAUGUAGAGGCUACCGAAGACGAGGAGGAAGAUGGUGGGGAGUUCCAUUCUACUUUAGAAGAUGCUGUGCAUGAUGUGAUAAGUGAUGUGGAUAGUAUCCACGAGGAAAUGGAGGAGGAUGAGAGUGCUACAGACCAACAACAGACAUUGGGGCCAACAUUCACAAGUGAAACUCUCCCUGAUGAAACUUCUCCUGGACAGGUUGGAUUAACUGGCGAUGCUACAACUGACCAAAGUAUGAAUAUUAUCGGUCCAAGUGAACCUAGUUCGCAUGAGCCAAUUCAUCAAAGUCGGUCUCGAAACGCUUCCUGCUUAUUAGGCACUAGUCGCGUUGGGCGACUACUUCGCGGGCGACUUUUUGCUCAUAGACCCGGUUUAAAUGGUCUUUUUAACUCCUCACAUGCUACCUCGAGUUAUGCCUCCUCAUCAUUGAAUCCUGCUUCAGCCUCCACUUCUGCAUCGACUUCGCUUUCUUCAGUGUCCACUUCUGGAAAACCAAUGCAGUGCUCGCUAGGAUCAGACGGUUCAUCGUCCACUGUACGUACUCGCCAUUGGCCAGCUUCUCUUCGUCGCCAAGCAGGCCGUGUCGGCUGGAACCGUGGACUCAGGGCUCUUUGGCGAGUAGAGCCAGUUGGGACAGGAUCUGGAGCCGGUAACAGUGGACUUCGCUCAGGUGCGAGCGCCUCAUCAGGGUCAACUGCCUCUGGUGGCCGAAACAGUGGAAACCGUAAUUCGCCUUGUCAACCUCUUCCGUUACACCAUCGUUUUAACCAGCCCCAACAG